Messenger RNA from Kwoniella shivajii, 1797 nucleotides. RefSeq lists its product as uncharacterized. Gene Ontology annotation, cellular component: cAMP-dependent protein kinase complex; cytosol. The record is from RefSeq and is a predicted model, not a curated record. The transcript is spliced from 3 exons. Lineage: Eukaryota; Fungi; Basidiomycota; Tremellomycetes; Tremellales; Cryptococcaceae. The coding region runs from base 1 to 1797 and encodes 598 amino acids. Gene Ontology annotation, molecular function: cAMP-dependent protein kinase activity; ATP binding. Gene Ontology annotation, biological process: peptidyl-serine phosphorylation; signal transduction.
AUGGACACCAAUAAUCCCACUCCCACGGCUUCUACUUCCUCCUCUUCAUCCUCUUCCACUUCUGUGCCAGCUGAGAAACCUAAGAAAUUCAAGUUGGAUCCCAUGUCCUUACUACUUCCACACGAAAGACCUAAACCUCAGACACAACCACAAUCACAUUCACAGCCUAUACAAAAUAGACUUCCUCAACCCAACAGUGGCGCUGGCGGUGGUCUAGGACUGACGAAUCCAGGCUAUAUGGCAAUGAUGAAACAACAGCAGCAGCAACAACAACAAGCUGGACCGAGUAGAUUACCUAAUCAAGGUUCCUCAAGUGGUGGGGUCGAUCCCAGACAAACCGUCUCUAUGGGUGAACAAAGUGGCAGAAAAGGUGAUGGGACACCCACAACAGUGACAGGUCCCGGGAAACAAGAUGCAAAUCUGGAAGAUAGGGCUAACCCUGUCAAUUCUUCUUAUCUAGGUCAAGCGUAUCUACAAUCUCAAAUAUCAGCACAAACACUUCCCAUCUCCCCACCUGCGUCAUUAAUGUCAACGCCUCCACCUGUACAGUGGGAUUCAUCGUCCAUGUCUUCCACGCCAUAUUCUAUUGACGGACUUUCAUCUAUAUCUUCUCAAUACUCGCAUGGCCCGGCAUACUACCCUUUGAGAGGGAGUAAAGUUCGACUUGAAGAUUGGGAAAUUGUUGAGACUCUAGGUACUGGUACGUUUGGACGAGUAUUACUUGUUCGACAAAGACCUUCUUAUCGACCGACACCAUAUCAUCCUAUCUUCCCACAUUUAUUCCAAUCUCUUGAUCCACUUUCACCCAGUCCAUCCUCAACACAACAAUCAGAUAAUCAAUUACCACAUUUCGCAAUGAAAGUGUUGAAAAAAUCUGAAAUCGUAAGAUUGAAACAAGUCGAGCAUAUCAAUAGUGAACGAUCAAUAUUAGAAAGAAUAAGGCAUCCUUUCGUUGUUGAACUGUACGCAAACUAUCAAGAUCAAUUAAACGUUUACAUGUUGUUAUCAUACAUCCCAGGAGGAGAAUUGUUCUCUCAUUUAAGAAGAGCAGGAAGGUUUUCAGCAGAUGUAACGAGAUUUUAUCUAGCCUCGAUCAUCUUAGCAAUCGAAUAUCUACAUUCCCACAAUAUCAUUUAUCGUGACUUGAAACCUGAAAACCUAUUAUUGGAUAGACACGGAUAUUUGAGAAUAGCAGAUUUUGGAUUCGCUAAAAUAGUCGAAGACAGAACAUUCACUUUGUGUGGUACACCAGAAUACUUGGCGCCGGAAAUCGUACUUUCACAAGGUCAUGGGAAAGCUGUUGAUUGGUGGGCAUUAGGUAUAUUAGCUUUCGAAAUGUUAGCUGGAUAUCCACCUUUCUUCGAUGAUCAUCCUUUAGGUAUCUAUGAGAAAAUCCUAAGAGGUGACGUAGCUUUCCCAAGUCAUAUCGAUCCUUAUGCCAAAGACUUGAUUAGAGGUCUAUUGACUGCGGAUAGAAGUGAAAGGUUAGGAAACUUGAGAGGUGGCGCAAAAGAUGUCAUGUCACAUGCUUGGUUCGCAGGUGUAGAUUGGAGAACUUUGGAAAGAAAAGAAAUUGGUGCUCCUAUAGUUCCAAGGGUAGCUAGUAUGGGCGACUCACAAAACUUUCAACGUUAUCCACCACCUAGACCACAUGAAUUACCGGGAAUAUUCGGUCAACCGUACGAUAUAACAACAGAUCAAUAUGGUGAUUUAUUCCAAGAAUUCAGUUUCCCGUCAAUGUCGAGUACUGGAUCAAUGGGAGAGAAAGGUUCUCCCUUAAUGGGAGAUCUGAGAUAA